AUGCCUUCAAGACGGAAGCACGGAAGCCACCGCCGCAGCAAAGGGGGGGCCCCUUCUGCUGCUGCUGCUGCUGCUGCUGCUCCUGCUGCUGCUGAUGAUGCUAAUGCUCCUGCUGCUGCAGCAGAACAAACAGCAGCAAACAGCAGCGGCGAAGAUCUCCCCGCCUCCUCUACUAGCCUAUGCAGCAGCAACGCAGUGGAGACCCUCUGCACAGCAGAAGACCUUCCUGCUGCAGCAGCUGCAGCAGCUGCUGCAGGCAGUCUAAACCCUGCCCAGGAACAGCAGCAGCAGCAGCAGCAGCAACUUGCUGCAGAUACCGAAGGCGAGCAAACAGAAGAAGAAGACCAGCAAGCAAAGAGCAGCACCAACGAAGAAGACGAGGCAGCAGAAAAGAAUCAGGAAGAUAUAAGUGAAGAAAAGCAGCAGCAGCAGCAGCAGCAGCAGCAGCCGGAGGGAGAAGAUAAAAACAGCAAAGCAGAGACAGAGGAAGCAUCAGCAGGAGAAACGGGGGCCAGCGAUGAGGGUGAAAGGCAAGAAGAGACUGCAGCAGAGACUGCAGCAGCAGAUACUGCAGCAGCAAACACAGCAACAGCAGAUGUAAACGAUGCUGCGGUGGUGAAGGCAAGCAGCAGCAACGAAACUAAUACAGAGACUCCCCUAGAGCAGCAGCAGCAGCAGGAACAGCAGCAAAAAGAACAGCAGCAGCAGCAAGAGCUGCAACAACAAGCGCAGCAGCAGGAGGAGGAAGAAAACUCGCAACAAGAAGAGCAGCAGCAGCAGCAGCAGCAAGGGGAGCAGCACCAGCUGCCACCAAGCAAGGAGAUGCUUCAGCAGCCUCAGGUAGACGUACCGCUGCAGGGGCUCGCAGCAGCAGCAGCACCAGCAACAGCAGCAGCAGCAGCAACAACAACGGCAGCAGCUGCUGCUGAUAUAGCUUCUUCUGAAGGGGAGGUUGACGUAGAGACAGUAGCGGAGGAGCGGCAGGAGGCUGAUGAUGUUGCUGCUGCUGCUGCUGCUGCUGCUGCUGCAUCUCCAUAUCAGGAAGACUACAUUGGGCGCCGCCGCAGCAGCAGCAGCAGCAACUCUCCCUUGCAUUCGCCUGAUCUGUGCUGUCUUUAUGAUACUGUUAAAGAGCAGCAUCAAAGAGUGUGCACCGCUGAAGGCAGGUGUGGGGUCUUCAGGGAGUUGGGAUCGACGAUCCAGGAUCGGAUCCCAGCAGCUGCUUCCCGCUAUGCAGAGGAAGCCGAAGAGGAGGGUGUGGGGUCUGCUGCUGUGUCUUGCGCUUCCGAUACAACUGAUGCUUGCAUCCCCACAGUUGGUUUGCUGCUGGAAGCGAUUGUUGCUGCAGGCGUUGCUGCAGCAUCUCUGCUGCACAGACACCGCAGCGUCUUCAUCGAUUUGUGGGGUCAAAUUACUGCAUUUGCAUGCAACUCGCUGCAG
Eimeria acervulina is the source of this 1440-nucleotide messenger RNA. RefSeq lists its product as hypothetical. NCBI's taxonomy places the organism in Eukaryota, Apicomplexa, Conoidasida, Eucoccidiorida, Eimeriidae. The record is from RefSeq and is a predicted model, not a curated record. The transcript is spliced from 3 exons. The annotation marks the transcript as partial.